GUGGAAAGGGUUAAAAGGGUGACAGAGGGCUCUGGGCAGGAAGGAGUUAAUUUCUCCUGGGCAGGUUUAGGGCUGGGAGGCAAAUGGUACUGGGAGGAAGAAGCCCCGUUGGACCCUUUGUUCUUGCCCUUGAGUUUUUGAAGUUAUGGGAACAAUAUUUGUGGGAAAAUGGGGGAGGGGGGUAGGGUGGAGCAGGGAGAGGAGGUCUGGGCAGCUUGGGGUCAGGAAAAACACUUCACUCAGCUUGGCCACCCGCAGCCCUAGCACGCCAGCCCCCCACGCCCCUUGAGAAAUGUGUUGUGCCAGCUUCCUCUGACCCUGUGGCAACAUUGCCUGGUGGGGGGUCUGUGGGCUGGGGCUUGUGGGUUGGGGAGGGAACAGCCAGCUGCCAACGCAGGAGGCCAGUGCCCUUUUGCCCAUUGGCCACAGGGGCAGCCGGGUCAGCCCCCUCCACCUCACUGCUUGCUUCCUGUUCUUUACCUCCUUGAUCCAAUCUUGUCCUAGUGGGAGAGAGCGAAGUCCCUGUUUAUGCCCAUGCCAGGUGUUGGCUGGAGGAGGAGGAGGGGCAGGAAGCCAUGAGUAGGGAGGGGGGAACCUGGCCUUUUCCGUUCCCAAGCUCCCAGAUUUCCUCUCUUUCAGGAAGGAGCCUCUUCCUUGCCCCCCCUCUCCGCCUUCCCUGACGCCGCUGCUGCCCCCCUUUCCCAGACGGGGAGCCAGGGUCAGAGGAGCCUAAGUGGAACAGAUUGUACUGGGGGGGGGAGUAAUGGGUGCCCCCACCAAGCACAGCUUCUGCCCUGUCCAUUUGGCCACACGUGCGCGCGCGCGCGCGCACACACACGCUCCACCAUCCCAGGAUUGAAGAGAAGCCAGCCAGAGUGCAAUGCACAGGCAGCCAAGCUGGCCCGCUUGCAAGCACAGAUGAGGUUCCGGAACGAGGACUACACGGUGCACGUGCAGCUGAACGACUACCUGGACAUCCUGUGUCCGCAUUACGAGGAUGACACCGUGGCCGACGCCGCCAGGGAGCGGUACACCCUGUACCUGGUGGAGCGCGAGGAGUACCAGCGGUGUCAGCCCCAGUCCGAGGACCAGGCUCGCUGGCGGUGCACCCAGCCCAGCGCCAGGCACGGCCCCGAGAAGCUGUCGGAGAAAUUCCAGCGCUUCACGCCCUUCACCCUGGGCAAGGAGUUCAGGGAGGGGCACAGCUACUACUACAUCUCUAAACCCAUCCACCACCAGGAAGACCAGUGCUUGAGGUUGAAGGUGACUGUCAAUGGCAAAAUCACUCACAGUCCUCAGGCCCAUGCCAAUCCACAGGAGAAGAGACUUCCGGCAGAUGACCCAGAGGUACAAGUUCUCCAUAGCAUCGGUCACAGUGCUGCCCCCCGCCUCUUCCCACUUGCCUGGGCUGUGCUGCUCCUGCCAUUCCUGCUGCUGCAGACCCCAUGAAGGGCUGUGUGCCACAUCCAGCCUAAGGACUGGACCGGGGCUGAGGAGGCGGGGCGGGGCAUCCCUCACCUGUCCUGGGAACCAUUCCCACCACAUGCACAAGCUGCCAUUCAGCAGCCUCAAAACGGGUCAGGAUUAAGGGUUUCAACCCAAAGGAGGUCAGCAAGCCUGGCAUUGCCAUCCCUUCCUCCACCCUGAGGGACAAAGAAGUGGGGACAGUCCUUCCCCCCCAUUCCUGCCCUUAAGCCAAAGAAACAAGCUGUGCAGACGUGGCUUCUUAAGGAGGGCACCGUGGGAGCCAAACUGGAAGGGGCCUGGGGUCAUGCAGAUGGACACUGAGCUUGGCAGAGAUGCCCCUCCCAAGAGAGCCAGGAUGCCUGGAUGAACUGACCGACGGAAAAGCAGGAGACAGUUCCAUGCUUGGGAGCCAGAGACCGGGAGAGGCGGCGUGCUUGGGCUGACCCAGCAUCUCUCCUGAGGCUUCCGGAAGACUUUGAAGCUGCCAUGGAGAGGUUUGUAGCCAGGCACCACAUCCUGUCCCAUCUGGGGCAGCACUGCCCAGAGCGGUGCCCGCAGGGGGCUGUGCCACCCUGUGCCUGGAGUGUAGCUGCAAGGGCAGGACCCACGCAUACAGGAUCUGUAUAUAAACUUGAUGUGUGUCUGCUGAUUUCUACAACUGGAGUUUUUUUAUACAAAAAAAUAAAGCGAUGUGUUUCUUUA
Leptonychotes weddellii (Weddell seal) is the source of this 2169-nucleotide messenger RNA. It is a transcript of the gene EFNA1, whose product is annotated as ephrin A1. Lineage: Eukaryota; Metazoa; Chordata; Mammalia; Carnivora; Phocidae. The record is from RefSeq and is a predicted model, not a curated record. Gene Ontology annotation, cellular component: plasma membrane. Gene Ontology annotation, molecular function: ephrin receptor binding. Gene Ontology annotation, biological process: axon guidance; ephrin receptor signaling pathway.